Poeciliopsis prolifica (blackstripe livebearer) is the source of this 2871-nucleotide messenger RNA. RefSeq names its product nuclear factor 7, ovary-like. The record is from RefSeq and is a predicted model, not a curated record. Bases 242 to 1633 code for a protein of 463 amino acids. The transcript has a single exon. Lineage: Eukaryota; Metazoa; Chordata; Actinopteri; Cyprinodontiformes; Poeciliidae. Gene Ontology annotation, biological process: protein ubiquitination. Gene Ontology annotation, molecular function: zinc ion binding; ubiquitin-protein transferase activity; protein binding.
CCCACUCCGUCAGGCAGACAAACAGAAAGCAGUUUUCCUUUCUUGCUUCUGAUUGAAGUCAAACUGUAAGAAAACAGCUGAAAGACUCAUUUCAAUGGCAUAAACUAGAGGCGGCGACGUGGGGAACUCUGAAAUACUGGAUCUGAACUCCUUCAACCUAAAAAGCUUCAACCUGGGAGAGCUCAGCUCAAAGUGAAAGUAAGUCCUGCCUGCUUUGUCUUCAGCCGCAUUCAGAGACAACAUGUCCUCCAGGCCUGAGGAGGAUCUGUCCUGCCCCAUCUGCCAGGACAUCUUUAAAGACCCGGUGGUUCUGACCUGCAGCCACAGCUUCUGCAGAACCUGCCUGCAGACCUGGUGGAGGGGGAAGAAAACACAGGAGUGUCCCUGCUGCAAGAGGAAGUCGUCCCGCAGCGACCCGCCUCGCAACUUGGCCUUAAGGAACCUGUGUGAAGCCUUCACGGCCGCCGGGAUGUCGGAGUCAGAGCAUCUCUGCACUCUGCACUCUGAGAAGCUCAAGAUCUUCUGCCUGGACCACCAGGAGCCAGUGUGCGUCAUCUGUCGGGACUCCAGGAUCCACAGCGAGCACCGGUUCCGGCCCGUGGACGAGGCGGCGCAGGAGCACCGGGAGGAGCUGCAGAAGAUCCUGAAGCCUCUGCAGGACAAGCUGGCCGUCCUGCAGGACGCUAAAGCGGACGGGGACCAAACCCUGAAGUUCAUCAGGCUGCAGAGCCAGCAGACCGAGAAGCAGAUCAGGGAGCAGUUUCAGAAGCUGUACAAGUUCCUGCAGCAAGAAGAGAGGGCAAAGGUCGCCGCUCUGCAGGAGGAAGAGGCGAGGAAGAGUGGGGUGAUGAAGGAGAAGGUGGCGGCUCUGAGCAGGGAGAUCGCGGUUCUGUCAGCCACCAUCACAGCUGCGCAGGCGGAGCUGAAAGCCGCAGAUGUCUCCUUCCUGAAGAACUACCAGGAAACAGUGAGGCGGGUCCAGCGGCGCCCCCUUCAGGACGACCCGCAGCCCGUCCCCAGAGCGCUGAUAGACGUAGUCCAACACCUGGGCAACCUGACCUUCAACAUCUGGAGCAGCAUGAAGCGGGUCGUGUUCUACAACCCCGUGGUUCUGGAUCCGAACACGGCGGACCUGGAACUCGUCCUGUCCAGCGAUCUGAGCAGCGUCCGGUCCGGAGAACGGAAGCAGCUGCCCAGGAACCCGGAGAGGACCCGGUUCUCCUGCUCCGUCCUCGGCUCGCAGGGCUUCACCUCGGGGACGCACAGCUGGAGCGUGGACGUCGGGGAGAACCAGGACUGGGAGCUGGGCGUGCUGGGGGACGCCGUCCAGACGGGCGGAGCCCCGGCGGCGCAGCUGUGGAGGAUCUCUUUCUGCCAGGGAAAGCUCACUGUGUUCUCCGGAUCCGAACCGGAGACGGAGCUGCCGCUGAAGGCGCCGCUGAGGAAGAUCGGCGUCCAUCUGGACGUGGACAGGGGGAGGCUGUCUUUCAGCAACCACAGCACCAACACCAACAUACACACCUUCACACACAGCUUCAGCACCACAUUGUUCCCUUACAUUUACACCGAGGACCCGGUGCCGGUCCGGCUCCUCCCGGCCAGCAUCUCGGUGAGCGUCAACAAAAACGCCUGAGAAGAUCCACAGCGUGACGCGUUUGACAGCGUUUCCCAUCUCUGAGCUGAAACUCCCUCUUUCUACUGGAGACUGUUUGUCCAGUUUUGAUUCUCAAUAGAGGUGCACCGAUUUAUCAGCGCCAAUUUCCUUCAUUUUAGGAGAUCAGCUGAGCCUUUCACAUGAAGUCAAUCUGAUUCACCGAGCUUUUCUACCUCAGCAAAGAUUUAAAAAAUAUCCUGUCAAACCUGUUCUGCUCUGCAGUGAGAGGUUUGAUGCUGCCAACCAGGUCAUGUCUGCAUGUUUAAAGUUAAUAAUUAGCAACAUUUCAGACAAAAAGUAUCUGUCAAAAUCUGAAUUGGCAAGUCAGGCUUCUCAAAAAUCGGCAAUCGGCCAGGAACUGCAAUCGGUGCACCCUUAAUUUUAAAUGUAAACUUAAAAUCAAAUCUCUAGAAAACAAGCGACACGCUGGUCUGUAAAUACAAAAUACGAAGCUGGGAUGAGAGAAAACAUGCUUUUCUAAUCAUCUGAAUUAGGGGUGGGUGAAACGGACUUUUGUGAAACAUUUAUGAUAUUGAUGAAAGUGAGGCUAAAAUCUAUUUCUUUCUCCUUUUCUAGUUAACUGUGUUAACUAGAAAUACAGUAACUAACUGCUUUCAAACAUUUUUACGUCUGAAAACAUAAAAAUGUUUCUUUAAUUUCCUUUAUUUUUCUUUUUUGAACUCAGUCGGACACGAAAAUAUUUAGUUAAUUCAUAUUUCUUUCUAAGGAGAUACGUCUAACCUUGCAGAUCUCUGGUUCCUCCAACCUGUCAGAACCCUUCUCGGGUCGCUCGCCGAGAAGGGUUCUGACAGGUUCUGAUGGGUUCUAACAGGUUCUGACAGAUCUUCAGGUCCAGUUCAGAUAAAGGUGGUUCUGUUAAGGGACUCAGCUGACAGAAACAUUUUGUUUGCUUGUUUUUAUCUGCAUAGGUUCAAAUAAUUACAUUAUAAAUAUUAUAAAUCUGAAGGAAAAAUACAAUGAAAUUGUGCAAUUUUCUUUUAUCUUAUUUUAACAUAAUUAAUGUUCAUAAAUAUUCAGUAUUGGGUUUUUGGUGAAUAGUUUUAUUUAGUUUCAGUUUUACUUUGAGGUGCAAUUUUAGCUAAAAAGCUAAAUAUUAAAGUUACUUGUUUUGAUUUUUAAAAUGAGAAAAUAAUGUCUGAGUGAAAAUUAUUAUCUGUUGAGUUUAAUGAUCAUUUUCCCUGAUUAAUGUGAAAUUA